Messenger RNA from Coniosporium apollinis CBS 100218, 678 nucleotides. RefSeq lists its product as uncharacterized. The coding region runs from base 1 to 678 and encodes 225 amino acids. The transcript has a single exon. Gene Ontology annotation, molecular function: protein binding. NCBI's taxonomy places the organism in Eukaryota, Fungi, Ascomycota, Dothideomycetes. The record is from RefSeq and is a predicted model, not a curated record.
AUGUCCAGCUCGGUGCACCAUGCAUUUUCGGUGAUAGAGUUGGUGGCGCUGAUACUGCUCCAACUGCCGUUGAUCGAUCUCUUCCGAGUGCAACGAGUCUGCUCUAGGUGGCGUAACAUCGUCCAGACCUUCAGAAGCAUCCAGCAAGUACUUUUUCUGCGUGGCCUUAACCGAUAUGCCCGUCCGUCUGCCGCCUAUACCAGCAUCCACAAGCUCCAGGGCUGGUUCCACAAGAGCGGCCAAAGCAGCGUCAUCUAUGCCAUCAAUCCCUUGAUAAAGCGUCAAGGCUGGUCCUGCGACCACAGGGAUGGCGAAACCGAAGUGCGAUUACACCAGCAGCACUGGUUCCUGAACCGUCGUUCCUAUGACCGUCCGAACGCCUCGUGGCGCGGUAUGUUCGUUACACAGCCUCCGACAAAGAGACUGAAGCUCUACCGAGUCUUUCGCGGUGGCAUGUUCUACGGUGUAAGAGGGAACGAGAUGCGGCAUAGCGAGGAGUUCGUAGAUGAGGGAGGGAUCACCCUGGGGUUUCUGGCGGAGAAGCUCGAGGAACUGGUCUGGAAGCCGGUGCGGGCGCAGGAGGUCGAGCGGAAGACGUUGUCUGCGCGGGAGAUUCGAGCGCGGUUGGAGGGAUAUCUGGACUUUGAGGAUUGGGCUUACAUUGGAUUUGUGGAGUGA